GUUGGAGCCACCGUGCGAAAUUCUCGCCAUACAUUUCGACCGGGUUUACAGGGGAGGAUGAAGUGGUUUAUUUCAAGAAACACACCUUUCAUACAUACCAGGUCCGAGUAAUAUCACCAGAUCGCAUGGUCGAGUCUGUCUGUCUCUGCAGCCAUAUUUCCCCGAGCGGCACAUUCCUCCUUGCUCGGCAGCAUUACGUACGGAGCACAUACGACAACUGCCGCCAGACAGAUUCGAUUCGACCGGCUGAUCGCAUGAUAACCGCCAUACUGCUUGCCUAGGCCACAAACGCCCACGCCCACCAUGUACGGCAGCAGGUACUACCGGCCCGCGCUCAAGAACAGCGUCGACGUGCAGCUGCAGACGGCCUUUAACGAGGGCCUCUGGUCCAACGUCGCGCGCCUCGCCGCCCAGCGCUUCAAGGCCAAGAAGGACCCUUACUAUGAGGCAGUCAGGGUCUGCGCAGAGUCCCAGAUGGACACGGUGACAGAAAAGUCGGCCGUCGUGUUCGCCGUCGACGCCCUGGCCAGGGACAAGGCCGCCGUGCCCGACCUCGACUCCAUCGAGCUGUACGAGUGGGCGCUGAGGGAGGCCGCGCCGCCCCUCGACUACGCGCAGACCGUCGGCGUCCUGCGGGCGCGGUGGGCAAAGGCGAACCCGGCCAGCCCCGGCGUGGUCGAGUGCCUCAAGGCCUGCGUGCUCGCCUGGGACCUCGUGAAUGCCCAGCAGAUCGCGGCCACGCUGGACAAGGGCCAGCCGGGGACCAACAAUGGCAAGAACACGUUCUGGAACAUCACCCUGACCCACCUGCUUUCUACCAGCCCGCAGUGCCCGGAGAACAUGAGGGUCAUGUUCGGCAAGCUGUCGCGCAUGCAGCUCGAGAAGGCCGCCGCCAUAGCCUCCGACCCAAAGGCCACGGGCCGCGGCCUGCGCGAGGAGGAGGAGAUCAACCUCUACUACCACGUGGCCGGCAAGGACGCCUACCUCAAGUCGCUCUCCUCGGCUUCUGACAGGAGCAGCCCGAUAGGCGUGCUCGAGCAGUUCGGCCUGGGCCGGAAGCACCUCCUCCAGCAGGGCCUCGAGACCCUGCGGGAGGCCGGCGACUGGGAGACCAUCUACAACACGUGCCGCCAGGCGCUGAGCAAGGAGGACGCGGACGGCAGGCCGUCGUUCCUCGCCCUUGACAUGAGGACGUGGAAGCUGUUUGUCAGGUCUGCGGGCAUGCAGGGGGACGUCGAGGCCGCCUUCGCCGAGGUCCAGGAGGUGCUGCAGAGGUUCGUCGCCGUCCAGCAGGGCGUGGCGCCAAUGUACAAGAAGAACAUCGGCCUCGCGCUCCUCGAGCUCGCCUUCAGCGCGCCCGCCGCCCUCGUGCCCCAGGGCCUCGACCCGGGCAGGCCGUCGUACCGCGUCGUCCAGCUGUACCUGUUCGUCGAGCAGCACCUGCUGCAGCGCGCCACGUUCGACGACGUCAAGGAGUACGUGUCGCGGCUGACGUUCGAGGAGGCCAGACACUUUGUCGACAACCUGGGCAAGACCGUGGCCGGAAAGACACCAGACGCCCAGAGACAGCUCGUCGUCCGCGUCCUCGAGAUCAAGUUCAGGUACUUCCUGACAACAUGCCCCCUGACACAGGAGCCCACCGCCACCACAACCGAGGCCGGCGACGCACAGCUCAGGUGCAGGUUCUGCUCCACAACAACCACGGCCGGGAACUGCACAGCCUGCCUAGAGGCCGUCGCAACAGACGCCCUCACGGCCUACAAGAACCUCGACAAGACCCCCGAGGCGACAACGAGGGCCCUCGACAAGGACCCGCACGUCGACCUGGCCCUGGCCGCGUCCUCGGCCCUGCUCAAGCUGAGCGGCCUCGGGGCGCCCAGCCGGCUGUCGUCCCCGCUGGGCAGCGCCGCCCGCCCCGCCCGCCUCCUCCAGGCGGCCAUGCUCCUCGCGGCGCAGCUGUCCCGCACGCCCGACGAGAUGCCCCUGCGCCUCCUGCUGGUGCGCGUGUACCUCCUCCUGGGGUGCGGCUCGCUGGCGCACGCGGCGUGGGUGCCCACCGACGUCAAGCGGACCAUCCAGGACGCGCUGAGCCCGCUCUUCUUCGACCGGCUGUCCGGGGUGGCGCCGGGCCUGUUCCACCCCCCCGCGGGCAGGCAGAACAGCAGCGGCAGCAGCAGCCUCACCGAGCCGCUGUCGUCGUAUUACUCGGGCUGCCUGAGGGACAGGUCGCCCGUCAAGAUCUGGGACGCCUUCGCGGCGGGGAGCUACUGCUCCGUCCUCGACAUGGCGGCGUACUCGGACCGGCUGCGGCGCAGCUGCACGCUGGCCAUGGCUGUUGUCGAGGAGAGGCGGGCGGCGCGGGCGCUCGGGGGUAAGAUGGAGGGUGGCGGGAUUGAGCAGUCGCCUCUGCUGGCACACAUCACGGACGACACGACCUUCGUCAACGCCGUCGACUACGGGUCCUUCCCGAACCUGGAGAGCCCCCACGCCGCGCCGCUGCACGAGAUCGUGAGGCUCGGCCCGGCACUCUCGGACGAACGAACCCGCCUGGCCCUCCUGACAGAGCACUUCCUAGACACAAUAACCCACAAGCCCCCAAAGGACUACAAGCCAGCGAAAGCAGCAGAGGCGGCAGCCCGCGACAAGGCCCACCAGGUAGAGACCCACGCCCGCCUCUCCGAGUCCCUCUCCACCCUCCUCCACCGCACCACAGCCACCACCCAGCCCCAACUCCUCACCCCAGACGAACAAAAAUACUACACCCUGAUAGCAGCCCUAUCAACCCUCACCCGCACGGCCCUCGAGACGCCCAAGAGCGCAUCAGCGCCCGCACCAGCCACAUUCACAGCAGCAGCCGCGACGGCCCACGCGGCCCUCGACGCCCUGCACGCCAGCGUCCUCGGCGGCGGCGGCGUGCCCCCGGGGAUGGCGCGCCUCCCCGGCGGCGAGGGCGCCGUGCUGCACCACCUGACCAGCCCGCUGUCCCUCUCGGCCCUCCGCGACGCGGCCCUCGCGGCGCGGUGGGCGGCCGCGGCGCUGCUCGCCAGCCACGCGGACGAGAGCGCGCGGGACAGGUCCGGGCGCGGCGGGCUGCACAGGGAGGUCCUCGCCGCCGUGCGGGGGCUCGAGGGGCGCGCGGGGGAGGUCCUGGGCGGGCUGAGGGGGAGGGUCGGGGAGCUGAGGGGGGUGCUUGGGCUCGGGGGGUGGCUUGACCGGGUGGAGGGGUGGGCGUUUGGGGACGGUGGUGAUGGGGAUGAUGAUGGGGUGGCGGGGCUUGUGAGGGAGGUCGUUGGCGAGGCUGAGGUUGAGGAGUGGGGCGGGCGGGUUGUCGAGAGCUGGAGGGAUGGGGUCAAGGGGUUUGCGCUGGGGGGGAUGGAGUGA
Molecule: messenger RNA, 3381 nt
Organism: Diaporthe batatas
Lineage: Eukaryota; Fungi; Ascomycota; Sordariomycetes; Diaporthales; Diaporthaceae
Exons: 8
Coding region: 304-3381 (1025 amino acids)
Source: RefSeq, a predicted model, not a curated record